AUGCAGGUGUACAAAACUCCUCUAAUUUCCCAGUUCCUUCAAUUUGGUUACUGUAGUUACUGCCCCACCUCCCUUUCCCAAACCAACCCAACAAACCCACCUCGUCAUUGCCUCUCCUCCGCGGACCCCCACCCACCUGUUGCCUCUCUCUCUCCCACCCACCCAGCUCAUCAUUGCCUCUCCCUCCCACCCACCCAGCUCCCCCCCACCCCGCCGGCCACUCUCUUUCCCACCGCGCAACCCCCUCUCCCUCCCACCCGCUGUCGCUUCUCCCUCCCAUCCGCCGUCGCCGCUCCCUCCCUCCCGCCGUCGCCGCUCCCUCCUCCCGCCGUCGCCGCUCCUUCCCACCCGACCGUCGCCUCCCCCUCCCCUCCCGCCGUCGCCUCCCCGUUCCUCCCGCCGUCGCCUCUCCCUCCUCCCCGCCGUCGCCUCUCCCUCCUCCCCAUCGUCGCCUCUCCCUCCUAUCCGCCGUCGCCGCUCCCUCCUAUCCGCCGUCGCCGCUCCCUCCCAUCCCACCGUCGCCUCUCCCCCCAUCCCGCCGUCGCCUCUCCCUCCCAUUCCGCCGUCGCCUCACCCUCCCAUUCCGCCGCCGCCUUCGGCGACAGUUCCUAUAUUUCCGAUUUUUCCUUAUCUUAUUUGUAG
Messenger RNA from Closterium sp. Naga37s-1, 642 nucleotides. The record is from the annotation of a GenBank genome assembly. NCBI's taxonomy places the organism in Eukaryota, Viridiplantae, Streptophyta, Zygnematophyceae, Desmidiales, Closteriaceae.